AUGGCUACACAUCAAGAAGAGGUGAAACUUUUUGGAGUUGUGGGAAGUGCCUUUGUACAUGGUGUUCAAAUUGCUCUAAAAUUGAAGGGUAUUGAAUACGAAUUUGUUGAAGAGGAUUUGGCCAACAAAAGUGAUCUCCUUCUCAAAUUCAACCCAAUUUAUAAGAAGGUUCCAGUUUUUGUUUACAAUGAGAAGCCUAUAUCAGAAUCUAAUGUGAUUCUUGAAUAUAUUGAUGAAACUUGGAAGCAAAAUCCCAUUUUACCCUCUGAUCCUUACCAAAAAGCCUUAGUUCGAUUUUGGUCCAAGUUCAUCCAGGACAAGGUUGUUGCAUCUUUUUCUAAAGCUGUUCGUGCUUUUAACGAUGAGAAAGAGCGUGCGAAGAAUAUUGCGGAAACAUCUGAGGCUCUUCAGAUUCUUGAGAAUGAGCUGAAGGACAAGUUCUUUGGAGGAGAAGACAUUGGUUUCUUGGAUAUUGCUGCUGUGUUUGUAGCUUUCACGAUCCCUUUGAUUCAAGAGGUAGCAGGGUUUCAAUUCUUCACUGCUGAAAAGUUUCCAAACCUUUACAAUUGGAGCCAAAAAUUUCUCAAUCAUUCGAUUGUGAAGGAAAUUGUGCCUGCAAGAGAGCCUACUUUGGUCUAUUUCAAAGCUAGAUAUGAACUCCUUGUUUCUGCUUCAAAAUAG
Molecule: messenger RNA, 681 nt
Organism: Lathyrus sativus (Indian pea)
Lineage: Eukaryota; Viridiplantae; Streptophyta; Magnoliopsida; Fabales; Fabaceae
Source: the annotation of a GenBank genome assembly